AUGGCGUCGUGCGGCAACCAUGUCGCCGCCAGCGCCAAGCACCUCAGGGUGCUGCUCCAGUUCUCCUGCGACAGGGUCGGCGCCGGGAAGGCCCGCGUCGUCGGCCCGUCCGGCGGCAAGGUCAAGGUCUGGCGUGUCGAGGUCGGGCGGGACGGUGACGGCGCCUUCCUGGGGCGCGGGUGGCCGGAGAUCGCGGCCGCAUUCGGCGUCGGGGACGGGUGGUUCUUGGUCCUUCAGCACCAUGGCGGCAGCGUCCUGACCCUCAAGGCAUUCGACGCCAGCGGUUGUAUCAGGGGCCUCGUCACUCCACCUACAGAAGCAACCACAAGCAGCAAAGAUGUUUCCCAUAGGCCGCAGUUCGUCAGUGUGCUUCCACACGAUUUCAUGGAAAAGAUGCUAAUACCGGCUAAGUUUGUGGAACAUUACAUCCCUGAAGAGCACAAGAACAGUCGUAUGGCCAUGGUUAUUGGCUCCCUUGGGAAGAUUUGUCGUGUUGAGCUCGAGAUGAAUGAGUCGAACUUGUUUCUCAGAGGUGGCUGGUCACAGGUUCUUGUGUCUCAUGACGUCACUCAAGCUAAUGCUCUGCUGCUGAAGUAUGAAGGCAACACGGUUUUCACAGUCAAAGUGUUUGGCCCUGAUGGAUUCCAGAGAGAGUCCAAAGACAAGGACAUCAGAAUUCAGCAAGGUAAGCAGCAGGAAGCACCAUCUGAGUCCAUUAGGAACCGUAAGAGCAAGAAGGAUUGGCCAAGUAGGGAAGGACAAAAGAAACCAAAAGGCUCCACGGUUUCCAUGAACGAGGCAUCAAAGAGGAUUGCUGUCUAUGAGAUUGGACCCCAUCAUGGAUAA
Molecule: messenger RNA, 846 nt
Organism: Setaria italica (foxtail millet)
Lineage: Eukaryota; Viridiplantae; Streptophyta; Magnoliopsida; Poales; Poaceae
Product: putative B3 domain-containing protein Os04g0347400
Exons: 5
Coding region: 1-846 (281 amino acids)
Molecular function (GO): DNA binding
Source: RefSeq, a predicted model, not a curated record